Molecule: messenger RNA, 797 nt
Organism: Pectinophora gossypiella (pink bollworm)
Lineage: Eukaryota; Metazoa; Arthropoda; Insecta; Lepidoptera; Gelechiidae
Product: ninjurin-2
Exons: 3
Coding region: 149-565 (138 amino acids)
Biological process (GO): tissue regeneration; cell adhesion
Cellular component (GO): membrane
Source: RefSeq, a predicted model, not a curated record
GUCCGCUAUCGUGUCGCCAAAUUACAAUAAUAAGCUAUUAUUACAAUGAUUCAUGAAAUAUUAAUGUUGAGAAAGAAAAGAAUCGCCUGGUUGUGACUUUUGAAUGUAACUGACAAGACCAAAGUUUUGGCUAGGAAGUUUAGCAACAAUGGCUUCGAUUUUGCCUGCGGGACUCAGAAAUGGGGUCAAGGGCCUCGACGCGAAUCGCUAUGCAACCAAGAAAACUGUCGCCCAGGGCAUGUUGGACAUAGCCCUGCUGACUUCCAACGCAUCUCAGUUGAAAUACGUGCUCCAAGUGGGUCCCAAACAUGAGUUCUACAUGUUACUCGUGGUACUCAUCUCAAUAUCCAUUGUUUUACAGAUCGUAUCGGCAAUAGUAGCAGUCGUUCUCAGCUUCAUUUUCAACAUCAAUCGUCAGCCCGAUCAACGUAAGGCGGAGAUUUUGAACAAUGUUAGUUUGAUGUUCAAAAUUAUAAGUAUAACGCUCAACACCAUAAUCAGCAUAUUUUACUCCAUUCAAAUCGAUCACUUCGAAAAUCUUGUUCAACCCAUGCAAGUAUCAUGAAUUUGAAAUAUGGAUUAAAUAUUAAUUUUUAAGUUAACUUACUAAACGCAGGGUGGUUUACCUUCUUUUAUUUGAAUUUAUCAGUCACCCUUUAUACAUACCUAUAAGUAAGUAAGAACGAAAGAAGAAAAUUAUAAUAUUCAAUUAUGUUUAUGAUAUUAUUUAUGAUUAUUAUAAAUGUAAGUACGUAGAAGUAAGUAUAAGUUAUAAAAAGCAAGUGCACUUUUUGUAU